CGUGACAGUACUUCCUGGUUAUAUUGUUGUCAACAGACUGGUGUAAAACUUGCACAAACGACUUGCAGUAACUGUUUCAAAAUAUUUUGGUAAACAAACUGAGUCUUAAAUAAAAAAUGGCGACAUCCGUACCAAUAUGCGAUAUUUGUAUGACAGAUGAUACGAGAAAACCUGCCUCUGUUUGGUGUGCAGAAUGUGAAGAAGCCAUUUGUAAAGAUUGUGAACAACAACAUAGCCGAAUGAAAUUAACAAAGAACCAUCAACCAAUACCUAUAAUAGAUUACCAAAAACUUCCUAGUUCUGUUGCUGAAAUCACACAGACGUGUAAAGUUCACAAUAGGAAAUUAGACUUUUACUGCUUAAUUCACAACGAGCCAUGCUGUGUGUCCUGUGUGUCUCAGAAACAUGACACCUGUAAAUCAUUGGAGCCAAUAACAGAAGUCAUGGAAGGUGUGAAAUCAUCUGCUGCAUUUGAAGAUUUAGAGGAUAGGGCGAAGGACAUAAGUGAACUAAUCUGCAAUCUGAUAAAGGAUAAACAAGAUAAUAAAACAAGUAUUGAGAUUCAGAAAAAUAGAAUUAUAUCUGAAGUGCAAAAUGUAAAAAAGGCAAUCCUUCAUCACUUAGACAAACUCCAAAUGGAACUUUUGGAUAAAUUGGACAAUGAAGAGAAAGAACAACGCAAAAGUAUUGAUGGUUUUAUUAAAAAAAUAUCAGAAAUGCGGGAAAAUGUCAAUCAAACAGUAAGCGAUUUGAAACAGAUCAAACAACACGCAUCCGAUUUCCAAGCUUUCCUGGGUAUACAUGAGUGGAAUAAAAAAAUUGAAAAAGAAGAAAAGGCUUGGAUGUUUUUACAAAGCAACCAAUUACGAGAAAGUGUUGACAUUCACAUAGAAUUUUCACCAAUACUUAUGCAGUUCGAAAAGGAAGUAAAAGAAUUAGGGAGGUUAGAAGUGAAGUUUUCUUCCGCAAAGAAAAUUCUUCUCAAGAAGGAAAAACAGGGACAGAUGUUUGUUCCAGUUUCAAACACUGUAGAUAACAUUAAAUUGACAAAUAUCCACUCUUUCAAAUCACCCGAUGCAACAUCCAGCAAAACUCAUAUAACAGGAAUCGAUAUGUUCGACGACGGGAGAAUUGUGCUGGCUGAUGGCAAACCGUUAAAAAAAAUACUUGUGAUCAUGAAUCAAGAAGGCGAGCAUAUUAAAAACAUACAACUUGAAGACCAAUGUUUAGAUGUGGCAGUAAUAGAUAAAGACACAGUUGCUACAACAUUAUUUGUCAAGAAGAAAGUUAUUAUAGUUGACGUAAACUCAUCAAAAGUACAAAGGACUAUACCUACGAAAGACGAAUGCUACGGUAUUAUUAGUACAGGUGAACAAUUGGUCGUCAGUCUCUACAACAAUACCAUUCAGUUCUUUGAUCUUUAUGGUAAUUCCUUGUCAACUUUGUCAACAACCGAUAUCUCCGUUCAUUGUUCAGUUUUGAAUGACAAACUUUUUUAUACCACACAUAAUAGUGAUGCUGUCUUCUCGACUAAUUUUAAAGGUGAAGUUUGUUGGCAAUUUGACUGUAAGAAAUCAGCUUGGCCGACUGGUAUAGCUAACGAUGGGUCUGGAAAUAUAUUCGUAGCUUGCAGGGAUGUUCAUCAAGUUAUGGUAUUAAGAAAGGAUGAGAAGAAAUCUAGAAUUCUCUUGACGAAAAAAGACGGAUUGGAAAAACCCGGAGCCUUACAUUUCAAUCGUAAAACUAACACCCUUUUUGUGUGUAAUGAAUCCGGACAAUGCUUUCUAUACAAAGUUACAAACUGAAUUAGUUUAGUUCAUAUCGCGGAAAAAAAUACGUUUGUAGAAAAUUGUCAGUGAACAAUUGCUGUCCUUAUGACAUACUGUUAUAUUGGAAGUAUUUUCCUAAUCACUAAGUAGAAUUACUUGGUAAAUAGUAAGUCAUUGAACCAGAUUAGAUGUCCUUGAUUUGAAAUAUAUAUAAGCCUGUGUUAUACUCUUGUUGAAAUUUUUGUUAUCUUAUAUUUUUUUCAUAUAUUUUCAAUGAAAAAUUUAAAUAUUUAGUUAUCUUAUUCCUAAAGAAAAGUACCAACAAGAGAAAGUGGACACAUUGUUUUUCAUUAGUUAAACAUACUUGACGCAAAACUUAUGGUUAUUUGGUUCUCGAAGAUAACAAAAUUUGUAUGUGUUUCUUUUUGUAGUUUGCAGUUUCACGGAAUCAAUUCUGAAAAUAUUAAUAAAGUAUUCCUGGUAAUUUU
Mytilus californianus (California mussel) is the source of this 2257-nucleotide messenger RNA. RefSeq names its product E3 ubiquitin-protein ligase TRIM71-like. The transcript is spliced from 3 exons. NCBI's taxonomy places the organism in Eukaryota, Metazoa, Mollusca, Bivalvia, Mytilida, Mytilidae. The coding region runs from base 117 to 1805 and encodes 562 amino acids. Gene Ontology annotation, molecular function: zinc ion binding. The record is from RefSeq and is a predicted model, not a curated record.